AUGAGCUACCAAAUCCAGCCCCAACACCGUCGACAUCGCUCCCCAACGGCGCAGCUCAGACAUUCCUGCGACGCCUGCAACAUCGCCAAGGUCAAGUGCUCCAAGACAAGACCCAGAUGUGCGCGCUGCGAGGCCCGCAACGGAGACUGUGUAUACAGCGUUUCCUUACGCUCCGCAAAGGGAAGAGCGGAGAGUUCCAGGAACGUGGGGAGCAGCAACUUCAAUGAAGAUCGCAGCGAUGGCUCUCAACCCACCGUGCCCCCUACCCCAAUGAUGUUUCCGACCUCAAUCGUGCCCCAUCCCAUGAUGCCGCCUCUGCCCGAAACAGCCUUCGACGCCUCCAUCAUUGACGGAUGGGCCACAAACUUUUCCGACGUCGGCGAUCAGCCCAACUUCGCUGACACUGGUGAAGCUGAUGACCCAAUGAUGAUUCUGUCCCACGUUUACGCAGAGAACGGCAUCAGUCCAGGCCAUGGAGACCAGCUUUUCCCAGACCAGCGCUAUAAGAACCGUCCUACAGGUCUCGACUCAACCUACACCCAUCAAUCCAACUAUAACUCACCGCCAUCCGGCCAGAUGUGCUCCUGUCACCAAAGAAUCCUCGCUAAAUUGUCCGAGUGCUGGCUCUCGAGCCGCGACUCCCACAACCCCUUCGAUAAAUCCCUCUCCGAGAACAAAAACAUCAUUGCGCUUUGCACAUCGACGCUGAACUGCCCCAACCGAUCUCACACGGACGACACCAUCCUCAUGCUUACAAUCAUUGCCCUCAUCAACCAAAUGAUCACCAUCUACGACAUCCCUCUCCCCAACAGCUAUGGCAAAAAUGUCCCCGGCUCCGACGACUCCCCCACAGACUCCCUCAGCGCGGCCUCCACCCCUAGCAACCCAUCGAGCGCCAACCGCGAGCUCCAGUCGCAACUGCUACCCCCGCCACAGCGCGUCCGUCUGAGCCUAGGCUCCUACCAGCUCGACCAGCGCGACGAGCAAAUCUUGAAGGCCAGUUUGCUGCGCAUCGAGCUUGGUAAAAUUGGCACCCUGAUCGAGCUGUUUGAGAGGCGAUUCUGCUCUCCCCACGAUUGGGGCAGCGGCAAUGGUCAAGGCGGCCGCGGCGAGCCGAAGCCUUUUGGCGAAUUGGUCACGUAUCUGAGAAAAAGGCUGAGGGUGAACCACGAGGCACUGAGAUCGUGA
Messenger RNA from Letharia columbiana, 1188 nucleotides. RefSeq lists its product as uncharacterized. The coding region runs from base 1 to 1188 and encodes 395 amino acids. The record is from RefSeq and is a predicted model, not a curated record. The transcript has a single exon. NCBI's taxonomy places the organism in Eukaryota, Fungi, Ascomycota, Lecanoromycetes, Lecanorales, Parmeliaceae. Gene Ontology annotation, molecular function: zinc ion binding; DNA-binding transcription factor activity, RNA polymerase II-specific. Gene Ontology annotation, biological process: regulation of DNA-templated transcription.